Molecule: messenger RNA, 2260 nt
Organism: Caenorhabditis sp. 36 PRJEB53466
Lineage: Eukaryota; Metazoa; Nematoda; Chromadorea; Rhabditida; Rhabditidae
Source: the annotation of a GenBank genome assembly
AUGACGUCAAAAACGUCAAAGGAGUGCAUAGCCGAGAAUUCGACUAUAGGAAAAAGUUAGGUCAUGGAUAAAAACACACAAAAAAAGAAGAGGGAAAUUUUAAUUUAUAUGGAUCUCACAGGACUACCACUACUAUUAUUAUUAUUAUUUUUGGGGGUGAGAGGAGAGAAGGAAGAGGAAAAGGGACAAAAUAUAUAAUAUCUCAUCUAUAAGCUCUCUCUCUCUCUCCCUCUCUUUCAUUUGGAUCAAAAAAGAGAAUAAGAGAGAGAGAGAGAGAGAUUUCCGCUUUUCGAGAUAGGAAAUUGCAUAAUAUCUGUUUCAUUUUUCCUCUUUCUUUCAGAUGAGGUCACUCCGAGGACUCAGCUUCAAGUGGGCGGAGCUUCGCUUUUUCAGAAUGGAGGACAGGUUAGUUGUGGGGGGACUAGUUUUCUCACUUUUUGUGAUUUCUAGGCCAUUUCUUUCAGAUCCCCGCGAUGCUUCCGGUUUCGCAUCCGAUCCGUCCUCAAUCCAUCCACGGACUCCUUCCCCAACAAGCCCCGCCAACUUCCCUGCGACAGUCGCGCCCACUCUCGGCGCCCACCGGAAUUGGAGUGCACUUUGUCGCCGUUUGUAGGUGAGGAUUACUUUAGAUAUUGGCGAGACCCUCUGACAGUAUCCCACAAAAAUAUUUCAAAGAUUACGGCAGGAUUACUGUAGGUACGAGGACUCGCAAGCCAUUCGAGCGACGGCGUUCCACCCGUCCGGCCGCUAUUUCGCUCUGGGCACCAACUCCAAACAACUGCACAUUUGCCUGUAUCCGAACACGGAAAAGACGCAAACGUACUGUAGAUUAGUACUGUAGACCAACUACGACUAUUUUCAGUCGACCAAUGGCGCACGAGUCGACGCGGAACGCGGAGAUUGCGGUGACGCGGCCGAAGCAGCACCGAGGGUGAAUAGCCGCGAGAAUUUUUGGCCACCGAUCAUUCUUCCAGAUCUGUCUAUUGUCUGUCGUUCAACCCGAACGGCGACCUCCUGGCGACCGGCUCCAACGACAAGACGGUCCGAUUGAUGGCGUUCAACGAGGACGCGUGUCGCAUCGGCGCCGAAAUGGAACUGAAUUGCCACGACGGCACCGUCCGCGACCUCAUCUUCAUCGAGAGUUCGCUCAAUCGGUCGACGAUCCUCGUGUCGGGCGGCGCCGGAAACUGCCAUCUGAACAUCACCGACUGCAACACCGGACAGCUCGUGCAGUCGAUGAAAGGACAUUCGGGUGGGUUUGAGAGACUACUUUAGGGAUACGGAAUGUCGUACCGACCUGAAACUUGGUAAAUCGUUGGCCAGACCCUCUGACAGUAUCCACACGAAGAAGCUAGAGGACUACUAUAGAAUUACUGUAGUUACGCCCAUAGGUGUUUUGAGUUGAGCCCCGGCAGUUAGGCCCAUUUUGGUCAGUGCCACACAUUUCUCAAAGCACUGAGCAAGUUUGCCAGGUUACUAUAGGAGUGCAGUAUGUCCUUUCAACCUGAAACAUCAGAUAUUUAGCCACACGAAAAAGCUAAGAGGUUACUGUAGUAUUACGGUAGUUUUUGCAGCCCCGAUCCUAGGCCUGUACACGUGGAGCCAGGCGGGCAACCAGUUCGUCUCUUGCUCGCAGGACAAGACGAUCCGCUUCUGGGACCUGCGGCAGACGGCGCCGACGAACGUGAUCGCGCCGAGCAACAAGGCGAACAGUAGGAAGCCAGAGAUUACUGUAGGCGGGUUACGGUAGUUUCGUUUCAGGCGCUCCCGUCACUUCCGUCUGCGUCGACCCAAAUGGCAAAUUGUUGGUUUCGGGGCACGAGGACGCCUCUGUCGGACUGUUCGACAUACAGGGAAAUCGGGUGCUCCAGACGUUCAGGUACUAAUACCAUAUAAUAUCAUCUACAGUAAUCCACUUCAGACCCCAUGGCGAUGAGGUUCGGACGGUUCGCUUCAGCAAUGCGGCCUAUUACCUGCUGACCGCCAGUUAUGAUAAACGGUAAGUAUCCCCUAGAAACUACAGUAAGCCAAAACUUUCAGAGUUGUUAUCACUGACAUGCGCGGCGAUCUGAUGGCCCCGCUAAUGUACCUGCCGGUCGCCGAACACUCGGACAAAGUAGUUCAGUGCAGGUACCGGAAAUCUACAGCAAUCCUUAUUUUCUUUUUUUUUGGUUCCAGAUGGCAUCCGCACGACUUCUCGUUCCUCUCCACGUCGGCCGACCGAUCCGCCGUCCUCUGGGCGCUUCCCAACCAUCGUUGA